Messenger RNA from Entrophospora candida, 145 nucleotides. The record is from the annotation of a GenBank genome assembly. Lineage: Eukaryota; Fungi; Glomeromycota; Glomeromycetes; Entrophosporales; Entrophosporaceae.
ACGACAUGAAGUUAGAGGACAAGUGUUGGUGAUCGAUCCACCGCCACCACCAGGUUUCGUACUUUCAAGUUCCAUUUCAACUAGUUCUAAAAGAAAUUUGAAAACUAAAAAAGAUGGACAAGUUUUUUCAACGGAAAAAGAUUAA